AUGCGAAUCACUCCUUUCGACCACAGUAUUCUCCAAUUCCUCAGAAAAGCUCUGCAGGUGCACCAACGCUUCAUCGCCGGCGGCUUAUCGCGUGCGGAGUCACCAAUUUACGUCAUCGGAAAUCCCUCCGCGGACCUCGACUCGAUCAUCUCCGCGCUUGUCUACUCCUAUUUUGCGAAUAAUCGAGUCCCACGGGACUAUCCGAGACCUCAUGUGCCGAUAAUCAAUCUCGACAACGUUCCUGCUGGCUCCGAGCUACGAAGGUUGCGGCCCGAGUUUGUCAAAGCGUUACAACUUUCGAGGGAAAAUGCGGGGGAAACUUUGGAUGAGAGCUUAUUGCUCAAGGAUCAUUUUCUAACUGUAGCAGAUUUAUCUGCACAGAUACAGCAGGCUACGAAGAACCAGACACAGGCGGAGUCGGUUCUGGUGGACUGGAAUGCGUUGCCUAUAAGGUCUUCUGAGGCUCAGUCGGGGAAGGGCUCGUUGUCAGGCCUGCAAGGAGUUGAGUUUAGGGUUGUGGGCUGCAUCGAUCAUCAUGCCGAUGAAACUUUCCUCCCGCCUAUCCCUGAUACACAACCUCAUAUUGUGGAACCGGCGGGGUCGUGCACCUCGCUUGUUGUCGCAAUGCUAGAGAAGAUGGGUCUCUGGCGGAAAUCGGAUGCAGAGAGUGUGUCUACAAGCGAAGAGGAAAUGGCCAAACUGGCUCUGGCGCCGAUACUUAUCGACACCACAAAUCUGACUAAUAAAGACAAGGUGACCAAGUUCGAUACUUCGGCUUAUGAUUUCCUACUACCCAAGGCGACCACUAGCGAUUCAUCGUGGGAUUCGAGUCGGUUCUAUUCUGAGAUCCAGAAAACGAAAGAGAACAGCCUCGACUUGCUUACUGUAGAUGAGAUUCUGGACCGCGACUAUAAAGAAUGGGCUGAGAAGCCUUCUCGACAUACUGAUCAGCCCCCGAUACAGAUUGGUAUCUGCUCAAUGGUCAAAUCAAUUCCGUGGGUGGUCCGAAAAGCAGGGAGCUCCUCGGCUUUUCUGGACUCAUUGAAACAAUUUGCUUCUCAGCGCAAUCUAGAUAUCGUCAUCGUUAUGACUGCAUUCAGUUCAGCGGACGGGGACUUUUCCCGAGAACUGCACGCUUACACGCUCAGCGACCGAGGUAUUGCUGCGUUGAAAGCUUUCAUCUCUGAAUCGAGUUCACAGCUGGGCUUGGAAGAUUGGUUCUCACUUGAUGGAGAAGACCAUUCUCAAGACAUCAAAUCUACACUGCAAGACUCGAAAGAUGGGUCUCUCUGGACGCGUCUGUGGGUGCAGACCAACGUGUCGAAGAGCAGGAAGCAAGUUGCUCCCUUGAUUAGGGGUGCAGCUGCUUCUCUCUGA
Aspergillus calidoustus is the source of this 1377-nucleotide messenger RNA. NCBI's taxonomy places the organism in Eukaryota, Fungi, Ascomycota, Eurotiomycetes, Eurotiales, Aspergillaceae. The record is from the annotation of a GenBank genome assembly.